AUGGCUGGUUUCCUCUCAGACCUGGUUCGAUACCGGAGGCUAUUGCUGAUGAUUGUGGUGCUGGGAAUUGGUGGAACCCACCUCUCUGGCUUUCAAAUGUCCGUGAUCAAUUACACUUCUCCGUACAUUCAGAAGUUUAUCAACGACACUUGGCUGGAGCGAUACGGUUCUGUGCUGCCUCAGGAGACCCUGAUGCUGCUGUGGUCCUUCAUCGUGUCUGUGUACUGCAUGGGUGGGAUGAUAGGGUGUCUGUGUAGUGGGUACCUGACUGCAAAAUUUGGAAAGAAGAAAUGUCUACUGCUCAACGACGUGGUGCUAAUAGCAGCCACGCUGCACAUGGGCUUCAGUAGGAGAGCCAAGUCUUUUGAGAUGAUCCUGGCUGGGCGCUUCCUGGAGGGCAUCGCUGCUGGAAUACAUAUGAAUGCCCAUGUUCAGUAUGCUGGAGAGAUCUCACCUAAGAAGCUACGUGGAUUUAUAAAUGUGACCUCCACAGUGUUUUUUGCACUAGGAAAAACUGUAGCAAGAAUUCUUGGAUUAAGAGAACUUUUAGGAACUGAAGACAUGUGGCACGUGCUAUUGUCCUUCUCUGGGCUGGUGGCAUUGAUUCAACUGCUCUUUUUGCCAUUCUUUCCUGAGUCCCCGCCCUAUCUCUUGCUGCAAAAAGAAGACAAAGCUGGUUGCUUGAAAGCCAUGAAGCAACUCUGGGGAGAAGGGAAUUGUCAAACAGAAUUUGAUGACUUGAUGAAGGAAAAGGCUAUAACAAAAGGCACCAAAAUCAUGAAUGUCCUAGAAGUGCUUAGAGAACGAUCCGUGUACCCACAGCUGUGUACCAUGCUCCUCCUUUUGCUGAGUCUGCAGCUCUGUGGCCUGAGUGCAAUCACCUUUUACACCUCAGAAAUUUUUUCGACAGCCAACCUGACAGAAAGCAUAAUCCCAUAUGUAUCUCUAGGAGUUUCAAUCUCUGAACUCAUCUCUAUCAUAUUGUGUAGCUCCAUAAUCGACCGGUUUGGACGCCGAACACUGCUGUGUGGUGGUUAUCUGCUGAUGGCCCUGAUACUGGUGUUGCUCGAAACGAGCCUUCUGCUCAGUGAUCAGUUCCUGUGGUUGCGUUACUGCAGUGUUAUUCUCAUCUUUCUGUUCAUCAUUGCUUAUGGAAUAGGACCAGCUGGAGCAGUUGUGUCUGUCAUGAAUGAAAUCUUCACCCUCUCAACAAGGGCCUCUGCUUUCGUAAUUGGUGGAAUUGUCGUUUGGCUAGGCCUCACCUUCACUGGAAUGAUUUUCCCCUUUGCUGUAAUGCUUCUUGGUCCUUUUUGCUUCCUCAUCUUUAUUGCUGUCCUGGUCAUUUCAGUGGUUCUUAUCUACCUGUUCCUCCCAGAAACAAAAGGGAAGUCAACCUCUGAAAUCACAGAAAAAUUCAAAACCUGCCAGUUUAAGAGGAUUCGUCAUCAGGCUGUGGAGAUGUAUGCUGCUGAAGAGAAGACAUUUUGCACCAAGCUCUGA
Hirundo rustica (Barn swallow) is the source of this 1500-nucleotide messenger RNA. RefSeq names its product solute carrier family 2, facilitated glucose transporter member 11-like. Gene Ontology annotation, biological process: monosaccharide transmembrane transport. Gene Ontology annotation, cellular component: membrane. Bases 1 to 1500 code for a protein of 499 amino acids. The record is from RefSeq and is a predicted model, not a curated record. NCBI's taxonomy places the organism in Eukaryota, Metazoa, Chordata, Aves, Passeriformes, Hirundinidae. The transcript is spliced from 12 exons. Gene Ontology annotation, molecular function: hexose transmembrane transporter activity.